AUGCGUCGAGGUCUUGCCCCAAAUCUGAGAGAAAAGCGAGGCCCGACCUCUGGUCUUCCCCAUCCAAUGGGUUACUGCGCCCAAUCCGACUGCUGGAAGAAGCGGGCGCGGCGGAGAUCUGCCGAUCCGACGGGAUCCUGUACCGACGACACUUCUCUCGCCGACGGAUUAUACCAAGCACAAGGAGGGAUCGAAUGGAGGGACUGGGCCAACCUGGAGCCCGGCAUCGUCCAGGACGUCGCCGGCCAGCUGCUCGUCGUCGACGUGGCCGAGUUUCUCCGCCUCCGCGCGGAGUGCAAGCCCUGGCGCGCGUGCACCGACAACCCGCGCGUGCAUAGCGGCCUCGACAGCCGCUUCCGCCCUCGCGACUGGAUCGCGACGCUCCACUGCGCCCCGCCGUCGCGCUGCACCCUCGUCAACGUGGUCACCGGCGCCCGCGUGGACGCCGACUUACCGGAGCUCUGCACCCACCACCACUUGGGUUCGGCGGAGGGCCUCCUCGUCCUGUCGGACAAGGCCACCGCCGCCAUCCGCCUCCUGAACCCGCUCACCGAGUACGCCGCCAUCAGCGACGUGCAGGCCUUGGUUGCCCCGUUCGAGGAAAGGGUUACCUGGCCCUUACAGCUAGGUUCCCGAAAGGUCCAGGUCCCCCAUCAAGGGCGCCGGCAUCGAGGAUUCCACCUCCCCGCCCACCCUCGUGCUCUGCCUGAGGAAGCCGCUGUCCCGCGUCGUCUGCGCCAAGCCGGGCGACCCGCACUGGGUGUCCGUGCACCGCGGCGAGCAGUUCGUUUCUCGCGUGAGCUGCCUCGGCCAGAUCGUGUUCAGGUCCCUGCUGUCCUUCAGGGGGGCGCUGCUACUUGA
Molecule: messenger RNA, 861 nt
Organism: Miscanthus lutarioriparius
Lineage: Eukaryota; Viridiplantae; Streptophyta; Magnoliopsida; Poales; Poaceae
Source: the annotation of a GenBank genome assembly